AUGGGGGGCCCGAUGACGACGCUGGAAGUCGGCCUUCUCGGCGGAGGAUGGGCGCAGGUCCUGCAGCGGAUGCGAGCAGUCACGCUCAGCCAGCCCAUCCAGGAACAAACGCUACUAGUUCCAGAUCCGCCGGCCCAUGAGCUGCGGAGUGCCGUCAGCGCGCCAUUUGCAAGUACGACCCACCCGGGGUUGGUAAUAUUACCUGGUGUACAGGACAGUUUCAAAUAUACGACCCAUACGGCCCUCGGAGGCCGUCCAUUCGACCAGCCGCUCGCAGGGCACAGCACGCCAGACCGGUUGUUGAUCGGUCGCAUCGAGCUUGCCCGGCGCUAA
This is a messenger RNA of Penicillium canariense, 333 nucleotides long. RefSeq lists its product as uncharacterized. The transcript is spliced from 2 exons. The record is from RefSeq and is a predicted model, not a curated record. Bases 1 to 333 code for a protein of 110 amino acids. Lineage: Eukaryota; Fungi; Ascomycota; Eurotiomycetes; Eurotiales; Aspergillaceae.